Molecule: messenger RNA, 3747 nt
Organism: Ctenopharyngodon idella (grass carp)
Lineage: Eukaryota; Metazoa; Chordata; Actinopteri; Cypriniformes; Xenocyprididae
Product: nuclear factor 7, brain-like
Exons: 6
Coding region: 851-2218 (455 amino acids)
Molecular function (GO): protein binding; zinc ion binding
Source: RefSeq, a predicted model, not a curated record
AUUUUUUUUUUUUUUUUUUUUUUUUUAUAUCAGUGUCUCUUUAGAUAAGUUUUACCUAUUCAAUGAAUAAAAAGUUUGAAAAGCUUGAUUAGGCUUUUCACUGGAUAUACCUUUUUACUCUUACUCAAGUAAUUAUUAAAAUUAUUACUAUAAUUAUUAUUUAAUUAUUAUAAGUAAUUAUUUCUGUAAGUGCCAUGUAUUUUACUUGAGUACAGUUUUUUGUUUCUUGACCCACCUCAUAUCUUCAGACACUGGCGAUCAGCACAAUAAGCAGACGUGUUUAUCACUGGAACUUCAGCAUGUGAAACAUUUCAGAAUCAUUUUGACAGAGAUUUGUUCAUGAUAGACCCUGGAGAAUCUCUUUGACAAAGGAGUAAUAAAGCGUCUUUAAGUGUUUUUAUGAUCAAUAUUUGUGUUUUUCAUUCUUUUGUGUUUGAUUCGAUUUUUUUUUUUUUUUUUUUUUUUUUUUAGGAUUAUACUUGAGAAUGUUUCAAUGCAAGCUAAGUUUGAAUGCAUUUUGUUAAAAUUUAACAUGAAGAAAUCCAGAUGUUGUUUUUGACCUGUUUAAACACACCCAAAUUCGAUCAGAAACUCCACCCUCUUUCAACACUUACCAGGAUAAGACUGAGUUAUUUCUCCUUUCUGUCAUACUGACUCCCUUCUCUUGUGAUAAAAGCAAAAAAGAAUCAGCGAUCAAUGAAGAAUGAUGAGGAAAUUUUGAAGAAGUAUUUUUGAGAAAUUUGUUUCUUAACAGACAGCAGAACUUUGUGAUUCUCUUGCUUAUUAUUUCGGAAACCAUUGUUCAGAAAGUUAAAGUCAAGUUUAGAUUGCUGGAGCUCAAACAGUGAAAAUGGCUUCACUAUCUGAAGAUGAUUUUUCUUGUCCCGUGUGUUGUGACAUUUUCAGGGAUCCUGUUGUUUUAUCAUGUAGUCACAGUUUCUGUAAAGAGUGUCUUCAACAGUUCUGGAGAACCAAGGAAACUCAGGAGUGUCCUCUCUGCAGGAGAAGAUCCUCAAAACCUGAUCCUCCAUGUAAUUUUGCAUUAAAAAACUUGUGUGAGUCGUUCCUGAAGGAGAGAAAUGAGAGGCGUUCAUCAGGAUCUGAGGAGAUCUGCAGUUUACACAGUGAGAAACUCAAACUCUUCUGUCUGGAGGACAAACAGCCUGUGUGUUUAGUGUGCAGAGAUUCACAGAAACACAUCAAUCACACAUUCAGACCCAUCAGUGAAGUUGUUCCAUCAUAUAAGGAUGAGCUCAAUACAGCACUGAAGUCCUUACAAGAGAAACUGAAACACAAAGAAAACAGUAAACGAAACUUUGAGAAAACAGUUCAACACAUCAAGUCUCAAACUGAGCACACAGAGCGUCAGAUUAAACAGCAGUUUGAGAAGCUUCAUCAGUUUCUCAGAGAUGAAGAAGAAGCUACAAUCACUGCACUGAGGGAGGAAGAGGAGCAGAAGAACCAGAUGAUGAAGGAGAAGCUGGAGGAGAUGAACAGACACAUCUCAGCUCUUUCACACACAAUCAAAGACAUGGAGGAGAUGAUGAAAGACAAUGACGUCUGCUUUCUGAAGAAGUUUCCAGUUUCAAUGGAAAGAGUCCAGAUCUUACAGUCGGAUCCACAGUUGCCUUCUGAAGCUUUAAUUAAUGUGCCACGUUACUUGGGCAACCUGCAGUUCAGAGUCUGGAAGAAGAUGCAGGACAUCGUCCAAUACACUCCUGUGAUUCUGGAUCCAAACACGGCUCAUCCAUCUCUCGUCCUGUCUGAUGAUCUGACCAUCAUGGCAUGUGGCUUGAUCAAUCAACUGCUUCCUAAUAAUCCAGAGAGAUUUGACAAGUAUCUCUGUGUUCUGGGUUCAGAGGGUUUUAACUCAGGAACACACUGCUGGGAUGUGGAGGUUGAUGAACGUUCAUCCUGGAGUCUUGGAGUAACUACAGCAUCAAAACGACGGAAAGGACGCGUUUUCUUUAACGCUGAUGUCUGGAGUGUGAUGUAUGGACCAUUUCAACUGCCUGGUUUUCGUGUUAAACAGAAGCUUGAGUGUGUGAGAGUUGAUCUAGACUAUGACAGAGGAACGGUGUCAUUCUCUGAUCCUGUAACUAACACACAUCUACACACAUUCACAACCACCUUCACUAUCCCAGUCUUUCCAUUCUUUUAUAGUCAAUUCCCUCUGAGAAUCUCACCGCUCAGUAGUCAGAAAUUGUUACACCUGUAGGUUUGGAUCAAGCUGCUUUCAUCUUUUACAGUCAUCAUGUUUCCAGUAUUUAAUCCACUUCACGAGUAAUUUUUCACAUGACUGAACAGCAAAGAGCUUGUUUAUAUUUUAGACAAGUUGUGAUACCAAACAGGACCACAUGAAGAUGCUAGAAAAACCCCUAAGUCACCACCCUGAUCUGACUGCAUAUACCUACUACAGUACACCGAUCCAUUCAGAAUUACUAAACGCAGCAACAUACACAUGACAAAUCAAAACAUUAUCCUGAAUGUGUGUGGAAAUGAUGCAAAUGUACUGAAAUCUGUCUGUGCACAAGUACAAUGUGCAAUCAGUGAUCGAGGGUGCACAUGCACGGUUUGUUUGCUCAUCAAUACAGCGUACUGUACGACUGUUACCUAGGGCUGCACGAUUAAUUGUAUUUUAAUCGCGAUAACGAUAACUGAUUACAAAUAAUCUUCACGAUAUUGGCCCGCUCGUUAUUUAUCCUGACAACGUGUUUUUUCUUUGGGAUAUGCUUGUGGUUGCCAGAUGCAAAGAGCUUAAAUCCCCCAAAUAGAGCUUUUCCCUUAAAAAGAUCUUCCCGGUGUUUUACUUAAUCUGUGUAAUCUGGCAACUCUGUGCACGCGCUCCCUCUAUGCGGAAGAAGCGCUGAUGAUCUGAAAACAAACAUGUGCGCUGGAGUUUAGCGAUCUCCACAGCGAAAUUCUGCUUCAGUGAAAGUGUCAUACAGCCAGUCUUUUCUUCUUAACAAGCUACUUGUACUAUUUGUGUGACUAAAUCUCCCAUGAUCAAACCUUCAGCGAUGAAUUUCAACAAAUGCAACACGGAUCUCACUUUAUUGUACGCUUAACGUGGCUUAAUAUACUAAGUCAGUGACAUUAAAAUACCAGACUUAUUAAACACUAUACUAAUAAAGCAUACUAUACAGAAAAAUUGGUUUGUGCAGAAUUUGAUCUUUUAAUAUCACUUAGUAGGCUACAUUAAGUGAUAUAUAUAUAAUGGCCAAAAUGGCCAUAACUACAUUACCCUUUUUGAUAGAAUAACCGUGAUUAAUAAUCGUGAUUAUAAUUUUGAGCAAAAUAAUCGUGAUUAUCAGUUUAACCAUUAUCGUGCAGCCGUAACGUCACCACAAUCAUCUUUACGUUUAUUGCAAUCGCCACCAAAUAUGUUACAUGUUAGCUGGGAAGGAUUUGCUUGCAUGUAUAAUGUUCAUUCUAUUCAUCAGGAUCAGUAUCCAUAUGCUUAAUUAACAGUUUAUGUUAUUGUGUAUUUAACAUGAUAACUCUAAUUUCUGUAACUUUAACAAUACUUUUCACUUUGUUUUCUAUAUUUUUGAUGACUGUGGUGGCUCAUACCAACUUAUAACUUUAUUGUAUUAACAAAAACUAGUUUGGGACUGCUAAUUAAUAGCCUUUCCUUUAUUCAUCAGUGUUAUGAUAUUCUUACAAUUUAUGUGUAUGAUGAAUGUACUUAUGGCUGUGUCAGAAAGUGUAUUUUGGAGAAUUAAAAAUUGCUUGGUUCAAAAUCCU